CUUAUUGGAAAACUCCAUACAAUGCGUGAUACCCUACGAAAUUGUCCCCAGCUCUGGACCGAACUCUCCCGGAAUUGUGGCGACAAACGAGCUCUCCUCGAUGAACACAUGUGUGACGACAAGGUUGAUGUUACGUUUGCGGAAAUGAAUACUAUCGUACGGAAAAGUGCGGCCGUCUUUCAGUCACUUGGUGUAAAACCAGGCGUCAACGUUGCCAUUUUGGGCGAAAAUUCGGCUCGUUGGCUCAUGGUCGACCACGGCAUCCAAAUGGCCGGGGGCGCGUCGGCUGUCCGCGGAGCCGACGCACCGCUGGACGAAUUACGGUAUAUUUACGAGCAAUCCGACUCAGCAGGGAUUGUGGUAGUACAGGGACCCAAACUGUUGGAAAAAUUGGCCAGCGAUGCAAGCGCGAAAGGAAUGCACCGGUUGGGUGAGGAGCUUACAAAGAUGGUAGACAAGUAUGGUCUCACCGUUCGGGUCUUUGCCGACUUGCUGGAGGAAGUGCAGCCGGUGACAGACGAACAAAUCCCAGUUUUGGGACGCGAUGAUUUGGCGACAAUAGUCUAUACCAGUGGGACGACUGGGCGACCCAAAGGUGUUAUGCUCACACACGGCAACUUGAUCCAUCAAAUUGGACACCGAGUUGGCACCGAAACGAGAUACGAUGAAUCGGAGCCCUUGCCGGACGAAACCAUGCUUUCGCUUCUUCCAGUCUGGCAUAUCACGGAGCGAUCGUUCGAAUUGUGGAUGCUGGCACGAGGAUGCAACGUGGUAUAUUCCUCUAUUCGGACCUUCAAAAAUGAUUUGGCCAAGCAUCGGCCAGAGUGGGCCGUGUUGGUACCGCGAGUUCUAGAAAAGAUUGCGACCGGAGUACAAGACAAGUUUUCUUCGGGAAGCUUGCCCGUAAAGCUUCUCUCCAAACUGUUCACCAGCACAAGCAAAGCAGCUGCCAAGCAUCGAAAAAUCACUCAGGGGUAUGUGGUUGGUGAACAACCCCCGGGAGCGAUGGAAAAGUUGGCUUCAAAAGCACUACUUGUGGCCUUGUCUCCUUUGAAUGCUGUCGGCAACAAAAUUGUUUGGAGCAAAGUACAGAAUGGCUUCGGCGGACGUAUGAGGACAAUCAUGUCUGGUGGUAGUGCACUGUCGGGAUCUUUGGAAGAAUUUUACGAAGCCGCUGGCCUAACUAUUAUUGUGGCUUAUGGACUGACGGAAUGUGCACCAUUGAUUUCGCAUCGACGGAGGGACGCCAACCUUGUCACGGGCGGAUGUGUCGGAACGGCUUGCAUCGAUACGGAACUCCGAGUGGUGAGCCCGGAAAGUAAGGCAUCAACUACUCCACGACCCGCCUUGCCGGCUGGCGAAGUGGGUGUGGUUAUUGCCCGGGGUCCGCAAAUAAUGAAAGGCUACUACAAAGAUGUGGCCGAAACCAAAAAAGCAAUCGAUCAAUUUGGAUUUUUCGAUACGGGUGAUCUUGGGCGAGUGAACCCAGCAACAGGUGACCUGAUUCUGACUGGUCGAGCCAAAGACACUAUUGUGCUUUCCAAUGGUGAGAACGUUGAACCCGGUCCGCUUGAAGACGCCAUUCUGGGUGAAUUGUCGCUGAUAGAGCAAGUGAUGUUGACGGGUCAAGACGGAAGAAAACUAACCGCGAUUGUCGUACUGAGCCCCUCAGAACUCGCGAACGAAGGAUUCUUGUCCAAGGAUGAAGGCGCCUUGAUGCAAAAACGGAACGAACAAGUGAACGACCCGAAAUCAACGAAACGGUUUCAAAAAUGGGAACAAGUAAAAGACGUGUAUGUUACGUUAGAACCGUUUGCCAUGGCGAACGGUCAACUUACACAAUCCUACAAGGUAAAGCGGCCUUUUGUGUUGGAGCGAUAUGAGGACGAGUUGUCGAAGUAA
This is a messenger RNA of Phaeodactylum tricornutum CCAP 1055/1, 1902 nucleotides long. RefSeq lists its product with no specific name. The annotation marks the transcript as partial. NCBI's taxonomy places the organism in Eukaryota, Bacillariophyta, Bacillariophyceae, Surirellales, Neidiaceae. The record is from RefSeq and is a predicted model, not a curated record. The transcript has 4 exons.